Salvia splendens (bonfire salvia) is the source of this 2129-nucleotide messenger RNA. RefSeq names its product dol-P-Man:Man(6)GlcNAc(2)-PP-Dol alpha-1,2-mannosyltransferase. Gene Ontology annotation, biological process: protein N-linked glycosylation. Gene Ontology annotation, molecular function: alpha-1,2-mannosyltransferase activity. Gene Ontology annotation, cellular component: endoplasmic reticulum membrane. NCBI's taxonomy places the organism in Eukaryota, Viridiplantae, Streptophyta, Magnoliopsida, Lamiales, Lamiaceae. The transcript has 10 exons. The record is from RefSeq and is a predicted model, not a curated record. Bases 72 to 1778 code for a protein of 568 amino acids.
AACUAACUGACAUUUCCGCAAACACACACAGAAAAGAAGAAGGCUUCAAAAAUCGCUUAAUUUCGGAAAAAAUGGCUCUAACAACGAGGCAGCGGCGCUCCUCGCCGCCGGAUCUCCAGACGGCGCCGUCCCCUUCUCCCUACUCCAAGGUCGACAAGCCGGAUAAGUCAGCCGGCCACGACGACCAGAGGCUGGGUUGGUUCCUGCCGCUUUUGUCGCUGUCAGUGCUGCGCUACAUGAGCGCCUCAUCUAACAUCAUUCACGACUGCGAUGAGGUCUUCAAUUACUGGGAGCCUCUCCAUUUCCUACUCUACAAGACCGGCUUCCAAACUUGGGAAUACAGCUCCCAGUUUGCGUUGAGGUCUUACUUAUAUAUUAUUUUCCAUAACUUGGUUGGUUAUCCGGCUGCUUGGUGGUUUGGAGAAGAAAAGGUGAGAGUCUUUUAUGCCGUGAGGAUUUUUCUUGCUAUUCUGUCUGUCAUUGCGGAUGCUGCCCUUGUUGUGGCCCUUUCUAGAAAGUAUGGGAAACGUCUUGCUUCGUAUACACUGGCAAUGCUAUGCUUGGCUAGCGGUUGUUUUUUCGCUAGCACUAGUUUCCUUCCAAGUUCGUUCUCUAUGUAUGCGAUGUCUCUAUCAUCAGCACUUUAUCUUUUUGAGAAACCCGCAGCUGCAGUUUUAAGUGCUGCCACUGGAGUUAUUCUUGGUUGGCCAUUCUCAGUCCUGGCAUUUCUUCCACUUACAACUUUCUCCCUCAAGAAAAGGUUUAAACAUGCAUUUUUGUCUGGUGUCAUCACUUCUCUUUUUCUUGUGGCACUAUCGGCCAUUGUUGACCACUACUACUACGGAAAGUGGACGUCAUCCGUUCUCAAUCUAUUGAUAUAUAAUGUUUUAGGUGGUGGAGAGAGCCACUUAUAUGGUACUGAAGGGCCACUGUUUUACCUGAAGAAUGGGUUCAAUAACUUCAACUUUUGUUUCAUCCUUGCUCUUCUGUUCAUUGUGAUCCUUCCCAUUGUAAAGAAAAAGUAUGCUCCAGAUUUGUUAGUCAUCAUCUCACCUGUGUAUAUCUGGCUGGCUUUUAUGUCUUUACAGCCGCACAAGGAAGAGAGAUUCCUUUAUCCAAUAUACCCUCUUAUUUGUGUUGCUGCUUCAGCUGUCAUUGACAGCCUUCCUGAUUUAUUUCGGGAUAAGUACAAUCCAAAUGAUCCUUCUAUUCUUGUUAUGGUAGCAAAAACGUUGAGGCCUUUGGUUCUUGGACUCAUUUUAUGUGCCUCUCAUUCUAGGACAUUUUCUUUAAUCAAUGGUUAUUCAGCUCCUGUGGAGAUUUACAAACAUUUGGAACACUACGAUGAUGUUGGGGAAGGUUCGGUCCUGUGCGUUGGAAGUGAAUGGCACAGAUUCCCAUCAUCUUUUUUUGUCCCCGAGUACAUCGGACAGGUGAAAUGGAUAGAUGACGGGUUCCGAGGUCUUCUCCCUCUCCCGUUCAACGCUACCUUAGGUGGCACAUCUGCUGCUCCGCCCUAUUUCAACAACAAGAACCUGGCUUCAGAUCAACAAUAUCUCCAAGAUAUAGACAAAUGCGAUUUCCUUGUAGAGUUGCAUCUCGAAAGACCUUACAUUCCUCGUGGGAGUGACUUGAAUACAUGGGAGGUUAUGGCAGCGAUGCAUUACCUGGAUCGCGAAAUGUCACCUCCCAAGUACCGGUCAUUCUUUAUCCCAUACCUCUGGCAGCAGAAUAAUGUCUUCGGUUUGUACAAACUACUGAAGAGAAUACCAAAAUGAUAGCCACGUAAACAGUCUCCAAGUCACUGCAACGACUAUAUUAUGAGCAGACCAUCCACCGAUUCAUGCUAAUUUUGUUUUGUCCUUGCUACAGGAAUGGCAAUAGCUUCCAUCAGAUUUGCUGAUAGUAGAUUUUCUUGUUGGUCUCUGUCUCUCUAACUCUAGUCGGUUGAUGUCUGAAGAGGAUAUAGUCUUUUACCUUGCCUAUGGUUUUACUUUUACACUUAUGUCAUCAUCAUAUGGAAUAGAAGGGGAAUGGAAUGUCAAUUUCUACUUCCAUUUCACUCCUCUACUUGAUACUCCGUUUCAUUUAGGAAGGAGUGGGUAUUCGGUUAAUCAGUUAUAGCUUAA